AUGUCUGUCUCCGACUACUGCCAGAAGAUCAAGACCCUCGCCGAUUCUCUCCGUGACGUUGGCUAUUCUGUCAGCGACCCAGCACUUGUCAUCAACACCCUGCGUGGCCUCAACCCCUGCUUCUCCAGCGCGGCCAUGCACAUCUCGCUGAUGGCGCCGCUCCCCACAUUCACCAACGUGUGCUCCAUGCUUCUCAUGCAGGCGAUGCGCCUGGAGAACGAGUCCCGCAUCGCCUUCACCACUGUACUCUUCGCCAACUAUCAACGCAGUGCGUCGGCCUCAUGUGGCCCUGGUCAGUGCCAAAAGUCUCCAUCAUCUUCCUCUACAGGUGGCUUAGGUGCCGGCAAGAAGGGGAAGAACAAGCGUGGCAAGGGCUCCUACGGUGGUGGCACUCCGCCGCGCCAACACACACCUCCGUCGUCCACAUCAGCACCAACUGGUUCGUGGGUGUGCUUCUCACCGGGCGUCGGGAUCCUUGGCACUCGUCCUCCUGGUGCUCAGGCGCUCACCAUGACCGCUCCGUCCAUGACGUCCUCCACUCCGUCUUCUACGGCCACAUGGGACUAG
This is a messenger RNA of Phragmites australis (common reed), 567 nucleotides long. RefSeq lists its product as uncharacterized. Lineage: Eukaryota; Viridiplantae; Streptophyta; Magnoliopsida; Poales; Poaceae. Bases 1 to 567 code for a protein of 188 amino acids. The transcript has a single exon. The record is from RefSeq and is a predicted model, not a curated record.